Messenger RNA from Monomorium pharaonis (pharaoh ant), 1457 nucleotides. It is a transcript of the gene Syb, whose product is annotated as synaptobrevin-1. The transcript has 3 exons. Gene Ontology annotation, cellular component: SNARE complex; plasma membrane. Bases 709 to 1074 code for a protein of 121 amino acids. Lineage: Eukaryota; Metazoa; Arthropoda; Insecta; Hymenoptera; Formicidae. The record is from RefSeq and is a predicted model, not a curated record. Gene Ontology annotation, molecular function: SNAP receptor activity; syntaxin binding. Gene Ontology annotation, biological process: vesicle-mediated transport; vesicle fusion.
UUACAUAAAAACUCCGAAAAAAUAUGAAAAUUUGAAUGCAUCUCUAUGAAGAGAAAUAUUUUAAUAUUAAUAUUUUAAAUAUUUUAGAAAGCUUGUUGAAACAUGACAACACAAACGCACAUUACAUAUUCGUAUAAAUUAGAAUUUCGUAACUAAUUUCAUUCAAUCAACCAUUAUAAACACAAUGAACGUAAUUUAAAUAGUCGUUUCACUUUAUAUAUUCUUAUAUUAAUUAUUGCACCAUUACAUUAAUUAUUGCGACACGAUAUACGUCGCUGUCGAGAUUUGAGCUCUGCAGUAGACUAUCGUUUUUAUCAAGGCAAGGUAAAUCUUACUGUCACUAUUAGAUGGCGCGGACAGACAGUAUUUUGACAAACUGUCAUUAAUUGGGACAACGAAUACAGUGAUUCGCAAGAAUUUAAUUGAUUGGUCAUUUAUAUUACUAGCAUCACAUAAAAUCAAGAAAAGCGAUUCCUGAGCGAAUCUGUGACGUAUGUACAUUGUUGUCUGAUGAAUCGUUUUGAUAAACACGUUGCUAUAAUAUCCGUGAUGUCACAAUAAUCGCCAUCUUCGACUCGUGUCAUCCAACUGUUGUCGUUGUAAACUGGCGUAGCCGUCAUCGCAAGUAAUUUGCAAGAUAUCGUCACGCCUUGCAGAUUCAAUUGGUUAGAUCCAAUUCGCUUGUGCAUUUGAUAUUUUUAUAGGAUUAUGGAAGGUGGUGGUGCAGGAGGCGGCGAGACGGGCGGUUCGCACGGCAAUGGCCAUCAAGCGGGCGCCAGCAAGAAGCUGCAGCAGACGCAAGCCACCGUGGACGAGGUCGUGGGCAUAAUGAAGGUUAACGUGGAGAAAGUGCUGGAGCGAGAUCAGAAGCUUUCCGAGCUCGAGAACCGCGCGGACGCCCUGCAGCAAGGCGCGACGCAGUUCGAACAGCACGCUGGCAAGCUGAAGCGAAAGUACUGGUGGAAGAAUCUCAAAAUGAUGCUUAUUCUCGGUAUUAUUUGCGUCAUUAUCCUAAUCAUCAUUAUUGCCUCGGUUGUGCCAAGUUCAUCUUCGGACAACUCUGAUCCAAAAUGAUAGCGUUGUACCAAAGGAAAGACACGGUGUCAUACCGAUCGACCACCCUCUCUCUUAGGAUAAGUUAUACAUAUUCGGUGAAGUACGUAUAAGGGGGAUUACAGAGAGUCAGAUGAAUAUGGAAUUUAUGUGUUUGUCUAUAUAACGUUCGCACAAAAAUUGGGAACAAAGAGAGACAUAUUUUUGAGACUUAUUAUUAAUUAUUGCAUCGAAGCGCACACGAUUAUAUAUUACUAGACUAACAACCAGUAUUAAUACGAGUGGCCUUCCUCUUCUUUUUAAAGAAACAGAAUAAACACUGGGGUAUUCUUACGAAAUGUUAAUCUUGUUACAGCAAUGUGCUUUAUUAUAAAUUAUAUAUAAUAUAUAAUGUUUAUACAUUU